AUGUACCAUUUACUCAAAGGCUUUUACGAUUACUUCACCAGCAAGGAGGAAUUCUCUGUGAUCAUCUUGGGCCUUGAUGGCGCCGGCAAGACGACAUUGUUAGAGAAGAUUAAGACGCUAUACAAUGAUACCCCUGGCCUUCCUCCAGACAAGAUAGGACCCACUGUCGGUCAGAAUAUGGGCAAGAUAACUCUGCCAUCCACAAUCCUUCAAUUCUGGGACUUGGGUGGUCAACGUGGUAUCCGGUCCAUCUGGCACAGAUACUACGAUGACUGUCACGCUGUGGCCUUCGUCAUAGAUGCCCAAGACCGCGACAGACUGGCCGAGGGGUGGGAAGUAUUCGAUAGCGUGCUUUCAUCACCGAAGAUUCUAGAUGUACCCCUCCUUCUGCUUGCCAAUAAGCAAGAUAGCCCUCAAAGCCUGUCUGUUGAGGAGAUCCGGAACGACUAUGAGGAAUGGUACCGGGGAAAGCAAGAUGCCGCACGACGACGAUACGGCGACGAAGUCGAGUUGGAACAACGCAGAGAUCGCAUGGCAAGUCUGGACGUGAUGGGCAUAUCUGCUCUAGAAGGGACCGGCGUGCGCGCGGCCGUGGAUUGGCUAUUCAUCAGGGUACAGAAUAGCAGACGGCGGUAUAACGAUGGCAGAUGA
Messenger RNA from Postia placenta MAD-698-R-SB12, 651 nucleotides. RefSeq lists its product as hypothetical. Gene Ontology annotation, biological process: intracellular protein transport; protein localization to organelle; Golgi to plasma membrane protein transport. Bases 1 to 651 code for a protein of 216 amino acids. Gene Ontology annotation, molecular function: GTP binding; GTPase activity. The transcript is spliced from 7 exons. Gene Ontology annotation, cellular component: Golgi apparatus. Lineage: Eukaryota; Fungi; Basidiomycota; Agaricomycetes; Polyporales; Adustoporiaceae. The record is from RefSeq and is a predicted model, not a curated record.